ACUUGCCAUUGCAAAGUGCAUUUCCCCCUCCCUCGGCGGGUUUCGAACCCGCCCAUGUACAAAAGGGGUUAAAAAAAAAAAAAAAAAAAACUUAUAAAAUUUUUUUAUUUUGGGUUUCUUGCUCGGUAUCCGGGGUUUCGCCCUGAUUAAUCCGGAUCCGACCUGCGUCGCGCACCUAAAAAUGGUAAUAUGAUGCAAAUGGAGUUUAAAAUUUUUUACUUUCAGCACACAGAUAACCAUAGAAGAGGGGCUUCUCCGCCGGAUUCAAUGGCAACCAACGGGCAGCAGAAGCGACAGGUUAACCGCCAGCAACAAGGACAAGAGCUGAAGAAACUGGAGAAGCGAAAGCCAGUCUUCGUCAAAGUGGAUCAGUUAAAGCCAGGAACCAACGGCCACACCCUCAUCGCCAAGGUCUUGACCUCUAACAUGGUGCUGCAGAAGGGUCAGGCUGCCUCCCAACAGCCCCAGCAAAGUCACAUCGCCGAGUGCCUCGUCGGUGACGAGACUGGAACCAUCCUCUUCACCGCUCGCAACGAUCAAGGUCGCAUUUUGCUUUAGUACACUCUUUUUACUCAGCGAUCAGUAUACAAACUCUGAAAUUUGCUUCUGAAUUAUUUUAAUGUGGUUAAUCAGCAUAUCUAUAGCCGUUCUGUUCUUAUGAUCCGAAGUGCAUAUUUUCUCUCCAUUUCUUAGCUCCAAUGUUGGUCGUGCGUAUUUGAGUGUGAAGAUUGUUGGAUUUUGUGCGAAUGCAAUUCUUUUGUGGUAAGAGGUGUUUUCAAUUCUCAAUUUUGGCUGUUUUGAUGAUUUGACUGAGAACGAUGUGUUUUGUUUAUAUUUUCCCAUUAUGAACUUGAAUUGCUUGCAGGAUUGGAUUCAGCAGUCAAGACUAUGAGAUAGAAACAUACCAUUUCAUUGAAAACAAUAAUAUGCUGAAGAAUUAGAUUGCUAGUAUCAUGAUUUAGGACCUUAACUUUGUAAUUGAUUGCAUUAUUAGUUUUUCUACUGUUAUGAAUUCUCUAAUUUCAGUUUGUAGCAUGUGGGUUUGGUUACAUGAAUCAAAUUUAUGACUUAUUUUGAUUGCUGAUUGUCGUACGCCCCUUACAAUUACAAGUGCAUUUAUCUCUUGUCAUUUCCUUGUGUUGCUACCAUCAUUACUGUGUUAGCUUUACUUCUUUUUGAUAAUUUGAAUGGCAUAGCUGUGAAACUUUCAUCCAAGUAAUAAUCCUGGACAUUACAU
This is a messenger RNA of Rubroshorea leprosula, 1237 nucleotides long. NCBI's taxonomy places the organism in Eukaryota, Viridiplantae, Streptophyta, Magnoliopsida, Malvales, Dipterocarpaceae. The record is from the annotation of a GenBank genome assembly.